UUCAUUCAUUCGUGUUCGAGACAGCGCAUAUCUCGCGUUGAAGUUCCGAGACUGUGGAGUUUGUUCGUUUCGUGGUGUUGUUCGCUGUUGAUCCAAAACAUGGCGACAACUGCCUGCUCUAUUGUUUGAAAACGGGGAGUAGUUUGCAUUUUGCUUGUCGCGCAAAAAAACGAAACGGCACACGGUUGUGCAGACGGACAGACUAGCCAGCCCCAAAAAGGCGAGAUUUGUUUUCGGGUUUCGGCGGCGAUUUUGGUCGAUAUUUGCCCGGAUACAUAUUGUAGGUGUGAAGCAGUCUCCUCUUCUGCGGUAGAAGAAGGCUUCAACGAGUGAAAAACAGAGAAAUUCUUUGCGGGAUCUAUUUGUUAAAGCAAAAAUUUUUUAUGUGUAUUACGAAGCUGUAUACAGUCGAUCAACCAUCGUGAUGUGUAAGAAUUGUGUGAUUCCGGGCUGAAGCUUUUCAAUUUUUUCAGCGUUUUGAAAAAUUAUUCUAACUGAAGCCGGAUCGAAAAAAGGAAUCAGAAAAGAUGUAUUGUUUGUGAAACAGUGAAAACGGCCAUUAAUGAUAAGUUAGUGAAGAAAUUGGCAAUCUUUGGAGUUAGAAGAAGAAGUGAAGCAAAGUUGUUUUUUGUUCUGCGAAAACAGGAAGAUAUGUGAAACAAGCAUCGAGUGAAUCUGAAUGUGAUUGUGCUUUUGACAAAAGUUCAAAAACCAUCGACCAAAUCAAUCAUUAGUUUAUUAGUUUGAAAAUUUCCGGAGGAACCACCCGUAUCCCGAUUCCUCCUCACUCUCUCUCCCACCCAGUCCGCUUCGAGCGUAGAUUGCAUUAGAAACUCCCGAGUGUUCAUCUUCCAUUUUCCACCAUCGGACCAGCAAUCAGUACCCACACAACCGCAGAUCUCAGAAUUAAGAAAAGUUGCAUCGUAUGUUGUACCUUCUCGCAAAAAGCAGUGAACCAAGCGCCACGGCAGUGUAUUUACACAAAGGGAUUUCACAUUUAGCAACAACAGCGCAAAAGGAGCAAAAAUCCUCUUUCACCUCCGCGUAGCUCUAUAAAAACAGGCCUCCGCCCUAAGCAGCUCUAUGCUCUCUUCGGUUCUCUUCGUUCUGAAUAUCUCUCAGCUCAAGCUCCGGUCUGCUAUAUCCCUUUAGGUGAAACGGAAAACCCGCUGCAGGAAACAAAAAAGUAGGGAAAAGGACGCACUACUCCUUGCUGUCAAAAUUCAUUGGUUUGUACGAAAACUGGCAGAACGAAGAAAAAGUGGAGCGAGAAGCGAAUAGCGCAAGGAGGAAGCAAACUUCAUCAUCGAAGGCAUAAAACGAUAGCCCAGCGAAUAGUGGGGCAAAAUAAAAAAAGCCAAACAAAAGAGGGAAACAUACCGGCUCGAGCAGCCGACACGAGCGACAUUUACGACGGUAGCUUUGUCAGCAGAAAAAUACCAACAAAAACAACAACAGCGCCCGGAGUAUUCCAGAACGGAGUCAAAAUUGCAGCAGGGAAUAUGUGUGAGCAAAGUAUUAUCGGUGCCCGUGCCUCGGUGAUGGUUUACGAUGAUGGCCAAAAGAAAUGGAUUCCCUCGGGUAGCUCGUCGGGGCUCAGCAAGGUGCAGAUCUUCCACCACCAGCAGAACAACACAUUUCGAGUGGUUGGCCGCAAGCUGCAGGACCACGAGGUUGUGAUCAACUGCUCUAUUAUUAAGGGCCUCAAAUAUAACCAGGCGACAACGACUUUCCACCAGUGGCGGGAUUCGAAGUUUGUCUACGGGCUUAAUUUCUCCAGCCAGCAAGAUGCGGAAGCGUUCGCCCGCGCCAUGAUGCACGCGCUAGAGGUGCUAAGUGGUCGCGUUCCCCCGCCCUCGAUAGCGCCGAUGCAAACGAAUCCAGCACAGAAUCAAAUGGCCUAUGACGAGGACAUGGGCUAUCGCACAAUGACCCGAGAGGACGCGGCCAUAAUGCAGCAACAGCAGCAACUAACGAUCCAACAAGUGCAGCAGCCAACCGGUCCUCCGGGAAUACCAGGCGGCGGCGGUGGACCUGGGAUUUUAUCGCCUCAAACACCAACGUCACAGGGCAUCCCCCCGGGGGGACCGAGUGUUGGAGGCGUUGUUGUGCCUAGCACCGUAAUGAACCAGCAACAACAACAACAACAGCAGCAACAACAGCAACAGCAGCAGCCGCCGCAGACUCAUCACCGCACCAAUAGUGCGCCGCCAGUUCCACAACCACCGGUUCUGCCACCACAACCGCCGAAACCAAUUUAUGCAUCACAGCAGAGCAAUACCAGCACCAACAGUAUUACAUAUGGAAGCAAUUCGCAACCUCAAUACCAACAGCCGAUUUAUGUAGCAUCCAAUCAAAAUCAGUUGAUGAAUCAGAUGGCCUCGCAAAUUCCAACGCCACCGAUGCAAAACGGUGCAAUCUACGCAACGGCGACCUGUUCGCCCAACACAAGCAGCAAUGUGAAUCCGAUCUUCACUGGACAGCAGCAGAUGAUAUUGCCCCAAGGGCCGCCAAACAAUUACGGACAGACGAACGGCACGUACGGUGGACAACCGCAGUACGGCAUAUCACCGGUUUCUCAGAUGCCAAUGCAACAGGUUCAGCAAAUCCAACAGCAACAACAACAACAACAACAACCGCCACCUCAAAUGCAGCAGGCGAAUGCCCCACCGCAAGCGCCACCACCGCCGAUGCCACCGGCAUUCCCACUAUCAAUGGCACCGUCUAAUAAUAUUCCACAGCCUCCUGCACCACCAUUACCACCGGCCAAUGUCGCGGCACCACCACCUCCUCCGCCGCCACCUGGUGCCAAUCUGUUGAAUUCAAAGGGAUCCGACGCUGGUAUCAACUCCCUCGCACUCCAACUCGCUACAGCCAAGUUGAAGAGAAGCCAACCACCGAAAACAGCCCCUCCGGCGCCGGUUUCUACUGUAACGGAAAACAGCGGCAGUAGCACCUCUAGCGGAGGUAGUGGUAAUUAUGGAACAAUAGGGCGAUCUUCCUCCGGAAUGGCCUCGAUGAUGGACGAGAUGGCGAAGACAUUAGCUCGACGGCGAGCACAGGUGGAAAAGAAGGAGCCGGACCCCAACGAGGACGCUCAGUCUCAAUCGUCGACACGCCAACGAGCGUGGGAAAAGUCCAGUACACUACCGCACAAAUUGGGUGGCAGCAGUCAGAACAACGCCAACAGCAACAACACCAGUCUGAGUGGUUCCGAGUCACCGAAACCGUCGCGGAAACGAUUCGGUAGUGCCAGUGAGGAGACGAUACUCAAGCAAAUCAAUGGCGACAGUUUCUCUCUGCCUAGCUCACUUGAGCUGGAAAAUUUCAAGGAGGAAAUCUUACGGGAAAUGCGAAACGAAAUUGCGAAAGCAAAACAGGAGAUCAUAGAAGCUAUCAAAUCCGAAUUCAAUAGGAGGUAAAAAUGUUGAUUUUUCGAUUGAGCGGUGAUGUGGAGAAGACGUUGGAGAACAGGAAGGCUGGAUAGUGAAAUUGUCUAAUUCGGAGAGAGGGGAGCUACUAUCGAAAUAACGGAGUUUGGAUUUUUUUUUCCUGGAGUAGAGAUUAGAAAGUUUUUAAAACAUCAAGUGACGCUUUUUCCGCUACGCUGUAUAAUGCGUACGGAUACAGCAUCCCGAUUUUAGGUUCUAGACUCGCAGACGGAUGGUAUGUGCGCCCCGGGGAAGAUUUACUGUGUUUUGGAGGUAAUUCUAUUUCUGGUGCAUUGAAAAAAAAAACGUGCUGUCAGACGAUUUACUGUUAUAUCUGUAAAAUGGGUAUAUAUUGAAGGAUAUAUGAAUUUAAUGAUUCGACGCAAUUGAUAAAAAAUAUACAACUAUACUAGAAAAACAAUUACCGACUAGUACUGGAAAAAAAUAAUAACAAAAUCUCAUACUCAUUGAAUAAACCUACAGCAAUGAAUAAUACACAACACAAUAACUACUAGCCGAUGAAAUUUUAAUUACGUUAGAAACACGCCGAAAUAUGAAACCGAAAAUCUUGAUUUUUUGUUAUGGAAUAUAGGCAUACUUCAGUUGAGACCAAUAACAGUAAACGAAUCAAAAAAGCAUAUUGCGCGAAUUACCGAACCUUCUUUCGAUAAACUAGAAUCGUUACGAACACAGGAAAUAUAUCAACACUCUCAACAUACGCAUUUCAUUCAUGGUAAAAUGAAUCGUAUUCCGGUGAAAUAAACAUUUCACAAUUAUCCAACUGUUGAUGAUGAACACAAUAAACAAAAAUAACACAUCGGCAUAGAACACAAGUGUAAACGUUCGGUAAGUCUGAUUGAUGUCUAUUGGUUUCGAUGUUUCCAAGUUUAAUUUUUCCACAAAACGAUACAUACCAUGCAUUAAUGAGCAUAAAGCGUUUAGUAAUUGUUAAGAGUAAGACCAUACGAUUUGUGAAGCAUAGAUAGCGGAAGAGAUAACGCGUAAUACUAAACACAGCCAUUUAUACACGAAGAGGAGGGGGUAAAGCUAUCGUAACUCAAAUUACUACCUUAAGUAAGCAGCAGCAGCAGCAAGCAGACUUUAUACAUAAACAUCGUACAUAGAGAAGAAGCAUGUAACUAAACUAAUAUCUUCAUUGUAUCGGGGUCAUUGAAACCUAUUGAUAAAAAAAAAACAGAGAAUAACCAAAAAGAAACACAGACACAGAAAAAAUGAGCGAACUAAUUGAGCGUUUUAGUCGUGUAAUAUGUCGUGAUAAAAGAACAAAAAAAACUGAUUGAUAACCGUUGACAAAGAAGAGUCGAGAAACGUAUACACAUACAUUUAGUAUGUACAUAUUAUUAUGGGUCAGCAAAUCCGAUCUCUCGCUGAACAUACAAGAGACAAGACGAAUGCAUGAAAAUCGUUUCUUUAAAUUAUGUUCCGGGGUUUGUGCCUGGUUCCUGGUGGUAUUUGGAUGGAUAAGCGUGGUGUUCCACAUGCACUUGACAGCAGUUAUACAUGAAUGAGAGGUAUCAAGGUAUUUUAUUGCAUCAAUAUAGAACUUUACGAAUGGAAAUCUAAAGACAGGGUUGCCCAAAGCAACGCAAGCAAAGCAAAAAUGAACAACAUUCGAAUUGUACUACCAUCAAACAUUUUUUUUCAAAUAGUCUGAAUGAACCUACAUUAGCAGUUAUAUUUUGACUUUUGAAGUUUAAAAAAUCCCUAUCUUGCCUGGCAGCCAGAAGCUACUGGUUAAAAGAUAGGUUUUAGAUUCUGAUUUUUAACAGACCCAUUUAGGUGUAAAUAUACUUUAUCGAAAAACAAAACUUUUUUUGAGCACUUUAAUGGCAAAAAUGAAUCGUAAUUAAAAUUCUCGUCCCUUAAAUCUUUCACCCGCCGAGUUUUUUGGACGAAUGAAUCUUUAAAUCUGUUCCAUUUUAUGCAAUCACAGAAACCACUGAUUGUAACCGUGAAAGUAGAAUAAAGGAUCUAUUUUAGCGUCUCAAUACUUUAAGUUUUUUACUCCCAAAGUAUUGGAAGACACUUUAUGGGCGACGAUGAUCAUUCUGGGAUUUUCAAGGGCUCCAGAAUUGAACCCAAGGGAGGAUGGCGAUAAACCAGGAAUUUCGAGCAGCGUUUCUGCGAAUAACCCACACAGCCGCUAUGUCAACUACAUAAACUACUGUCGAAACCGUCAAUUGAUGUCACGUUUCCUAACACCAUGAAGAGCUUGAAAAGAUCUUCGAGAGGCAGGUUUCCGUGUUCCACAAGCAUUAUCAAUGCUUGCAGCUGGUGAACCUACGGAGGCAAGGUCAGCAGGGCACUUGAACAAUUGGGGUUUAACGAACUGAAGAUCGACCAUUUCAAGUGCUUGAUUUUCGUCUAAGGUCUCAAAGCCCCACGCUACGCGGACGUUCGAACAAGUCUUCUUUCCCGUAUCGAAAGUGAAACGUCAGAAGCGCCGACGACCAUUUAAAUUCUGAUCCACGAGUUCUAGCGGCUCAUCAAUCUCAAGUCGGAUGAUAGAUGAUAGAACAUUUCGGAGAAGAAGCCAGACAAUCAGUAACGAUCACCGAAAACGUUAUGUAGAUCCUCCCUUUGUACUCCCUGCUGGUAGCCGCACCGCACCGGUCACAAAUAAGGCUACUGUGGCUUACUAACGGGUUUUUUUUUUUUUUUUUAUCUGUAUUAUAGUGACUUUCAACUCAUUUUGGCUGGUUCGUCACUUUUACUUCCAUUUUUGGAAGAAUGUCGGGAGUGAGAAUUGAACUCGUGACCUUUAGCGUGAGAGGCAUGGAUGUUACCACUACGCCAGAUCGCCUCCCAUUCUAACGGGUAAGUCAUACGUAGCGGGACUAAAUGAAAACACGUUUAGUAUAAAAAGUUUUUUUUAUUAAAUUCUUUGUUGCUUUUUCACAAGUCCAUGCAAUAUGCGUUUGAGGUGUAAAACAAUUAGACAGAUAGUGAUCCUUCAUCUUUAAUUUUCAUCGAAACCCUCGGAUCUCUCGCCAUCAUGAUCUGGACCACUUUAUGAUCUCCUUUUUUGGCACAUCAAUACGGCCCAAUACGACUCGACCGGCCGCGCGUGGUGUACGUUUGGAGGAUGCUACGUCCGAUCAGAACACAAUGGGCCUGAUCACGAACGACACUGCGCGGUGAAAACGAUAUGAAGUGCAUAUUAAUUGCGUACAAUUUAUUUCGUUUUCACCGUGAAGUGACGUUCGUGAUCAGGCCCAAUAUCUUCAUCCUUAUGGUACUUUUUUUUACAAAAACUUCCAUUUUCGGCAAACAGUUCUUCGUGUAGCCUGUCCAAAUAUCCGAAAGGCGCGCUCACGGAGAAAACUCUAUUCCGCGGUUUUUAUCGUAAACAAACGAAAACAUACUUAGCACGAACAACGCGCAUAAGGAGAAGAACAAAACCACACACAGCUGUUUGUCUUUCUUUAGCGUGUGUGACGGAAAACGUGAAAUGAAUUUAGUCCGUCUACUUAUGAUGUCACUAUUUCGCUACAACUGGAUUCCGCAAGCGAUAUAACGAUGGUUUCCAAGACAACAUGAAAGCAACUUGGACGUCCAAAGAUGAAACCAUCAUCGGUCGAAACAUCCAACGCGUUCGGUGGGCUACUUGUCCUUAUCGGCGAUUGCCAUUGUGAGGUCACCCUCGGAGACGAAUGGAUCGUAAGAUUUAAUGUCUUCAUAAACAAAGGAAAGGAAAAACAAGAAGAAGAUAACCCUUAACUGCAUGGUUUCGUCUCGACAUCACCGGAUCGCAAUGUGCUCAGGAAUUGACUGCAUCGAAAUGUUCAACCUGUGGUCGGCUUCAUUCGAUACUCUCUGCAGCCAAGUUGUGGCCGUGCAUUGAAGAAAUAACUUCGCAACUUCAAGCAAACCAUCCGGCGGUUUUCGGACGCUAUGAUUUCACGUCAAUCUGGAAAAUGUCACUACUUCCAAACCGAAAUCAGACACUUUGGACACAUCAUCGAUCGCAAGGGCAUUCACCCCGAUCCAAGAAAGCUCCAAGCCAUCACUUUCAUUCCGGCAGCUACCAAUGUUUUCGAAACCCGAUCCUUUUCGGGAGUUGUCAGUUUCUACGUCCAAUUCGUGCGCAACAUCCAUUCCGACGGAUUUCCAUUUCGUUCGAGUUAUGAUUUCGAAUACCCUAUUUCGAACGUUUUGCCCAUUUAAUGUUCGAAGAAAAACGUAUCAAAUGAAAUGCAAAAACAACUCGAACGAAAUCCAGAAUGGAAUUUUAUCAAGCCAUUCGAAAUAUUUCGAAUCGAUCGGAAUACAGAAUAGGGGUGACAAUUUUGUAUUCUGUUUAUUCGAUCAACUUUUUUUAAACUGUUCGAAAAAAAAUUAACAGGAGUACAAAUGUCAAAAUAAGCAAAACAAACCUAAAUAAAAGUCAUAUCGUGUCGGGUUCUGAAAUUCAAGUUUAUUCGAAUUCUUUUCGGUAGGAAUACAAAAAAAAUUGAAAGCAAGAACGAAAGUAAAAAUAAAUGUGACAUCCGAGUAGGAUCAAACGGAAUACAUAAUGGAAUUUGUCAAGGCGAUCGAAAUGCAGGAUCGAGGUGACUACAAGUUUUCCAUUGCGUGCUUCAUGAAUCUGAUGGAGAUGGAGGCUUGAUCGACUUAGAAAAUAUACAUUACCUGCUUCGUUCGAUUAUAGUGGGCCCUAUUAUAGAAAUCAAGUCGAUAAUAAUUUUGCUCGUUAGCUCUUUUUUACUAUUAUAGAUACCGAGCAAUUCGACAGCAUCGACCGAGUGAAAGCUAUCGAUGCAACUGUCAGAGUUUUUCGAGUUGUUUUGUGUGCUUAUUGCAUAUCUUCAGAUAAUUAUUUUGCUAUGGUUUGCUUCCCUUCGGGGAACAUUUCAGGAACACUUAAAUAUAUACAAUUGCAACACAUGAAAUUUGAGCUUGGUAAGAGAUUAUUUCGAUUUACAAAAUACGAAAUUUUGGUCGGUGCCAUAGUGAUAGUGACUGUAUCGAAUUCUCGAUUCGGUUUAUAUAAUAGAGCCGAUUAGGUUCUAGGUUCUCUAUGACUUCCAGGUACACGGAUAAAAUUUCCUGGUUAAGUACAUGAAUUACACUCGUCAAUCACAAAGGAUACUGCAACUUAGAAAUUUUUUGUAGGUUUAAGUGAAGGCUCACGUCUUUGUGCAUAAUUGUGCAUAAUUCCUAGUCUCGGAAAUGCUCAAAUAUUUACCCCAAUUCUGUGUUCCGACGGAUUCAUAUUCUGCUCAAGAGUGUUAUUUCGAUCGAGUUCGAAUUUUCCAUUUCCUAUUUCGAUUCGAUCGAAAUACAGAAUCGGGUGAUUAUAUUGCACUUUCAGAAAAAAAUGGCAAAUGAUUUCUAUUCAUUUCUGAUAUGGCUGUGCAUUUUCCUUGUGAUACACGUCAUCACAAGGAUGUACCUGUGGUAUAAACAUUUUAGAAAGUUUGUCAUAAACUUUGGUCAUCUGUGCAGUGUCCGAGUCGUUUGCAAAUCUUAAGAUUGCGUUCCACAGUUGGGUGGAGGUUCUAACGGGUGUUCAUUGAAAAAAGAGAAUUUCUUCAGUGAAAUAGUGAAAAAAAUUAAAUUAUUUCAAGCAAUACAGUCUUUUUUAAACAUAACCGUUGUUCUUCAAAAAGCCAGUGAAUGUUGGCAAAAGGGACGUGCUCAGCCGUACGGCGCAACUUGGUGGAGAUACUCUCUUGAGAGCGCUGGACGGCACUUACAUCCAUCUUCCGGAAGCAAUUCCGGGUCCUCGUUAUCAACUGCUUGGUGUCCGUGGCCCGCCAAUUAUUCUUGUACACCAGGGCACUGAGGGAGCCGAUCGGACGGCACUGAGGCAAGUUGGUCGGCUUCCGUUUCUUGGGUACGUACGGUUUCUGUUUUUCCUCGAGGUACGCCAACGUCUUUUUGGCGUAAUGAGAAGACGCCUUGUCUGGCCAGAAGACGUACUUCCCAUCAAAAUGAUGCUCAUCUGAGAACGGAACCAGGAUCUUCUCCAGGCACUCCUCCUGGUACACCUUCCGGUUGAUGGCAAGUCCGCUCGGCUUGUUAAACCAAGGCUUUGAAAUCCCUUUGUCGGAGAUUGCAAUAUACAGCAUAACUUUCUUCUCAAACUUAUGCUUGUAUUUGUACUUCUCCCGGGGGUGUGGAUUCCUUGUCGCUCGUAGAGUACCAGUCAUUGCCGGGAUUGUGGGACUUUGACAGCGGAAAAUAACUAUCUUCGUUCAGCACGAACGACGUUCCGCGAAAAUUCUCCGUCAUCCACCGGUACUGAAAUUUCUAUGUACUCUGAGGACCUAGUCUUCUUCCGACAGACGAUGCCCUACCUGCUCGAGGGUUCUGUGGAUGUAGGAAUGGGAGCAGCGAAAUUUUCAGCCGGCGUCUCGCAAACUCGUACCGUUCUUGUUGUCGAACAGCUUUUUCAGAUAUUCCUUCUUCUUUUUCGUCAUGAUUUUUGCCGGACGGCCACGGGUCUUCCGCUCAACGUUCCGAAAUACCAUGAUCCGGUAAACAGUGCUCACCGGCACAUUCUCGUCCCGAAGGUGAUCUUUUUUCCUUGACUUUCACGCACUUCGAAGAACAGUACAACGCGCUCGCGAAGUACUUGUUGUUUCGACAUCAUCUUUAAUUGAACUGACAGCACCCGAGCGAAACGAAACGAGCAACCCGUUUCUAGGGAGCCCAGAGAACAAUUCUCUCGGUGAGAAAAACAUUUACGUUCGUUACUGUUUUUUACAAAAAGGUAUUAAAGCUAUUCUCAUUUUUAUUGAACACCCGUUAGUCGAUGUAGUCCAUGUUAUUUUCACGAUACUGUAGUGGCUAUUGGGAUGGCAUCAAUUGACGAACCCCAAUUGGCAAAAAAGCUGUUAUGUUAUCCGAAAGCAGACAGCGAAAGAAAUGUGGAACUCGUUAAAGCAGAUUCACGAGUCAACGUCUUUGUCAUAGACGGUUCACAUCUUAUGAAAGCUGUGCUAUCGGGCUAUCGGAAGAGGUGGUCUUCUUGCGCACCCGAAUGAGAUAACGGAUCUGGAAAAUCGUUUGGAUGUGAUUGGAGAGGGUCUGAAGGAUAGAGUUUUUAUGGCGCUCAUUUUGUCGAGUCUUCCGCCAUUGCAAGCAAGGCAGCUUGAUAAAUGUGAUUGAAAACUGGCUGGGAAACGAGUUAACGACGGAUUUCGUGAUCAGCAAGCUGCAAAUUAUUUCCAGAAUCGUUUGCCAACGUCAACUAUCGAGAAGACGCCAUAAGCACUUCGAUAUGGGAAGAAGUCAUCUUAUGCUCUUCUUUGUAUCGGAAGCUUAUAUCCACGUGCCCAAGAAGAUGUGACGAAAGCUGGACAAGGAGGCAGCAUAGAUGAUCUUCGUUAGUUACGCGGAAGGGCGAAAAGGAUACCGUUUCCUGGAUACGAAAAAUGACUGGAUUGUGAUCAGCAGGGAUGUUAAAUUCCUAGAGAGAAAUCAGAUUCGCUCAAGAAGGAAACUUCUGACAAAUCCGAUAGGAGGGUAUCACUGUGGUCGACUUGCCAAAGAUCCAAGCUCGAUCUCCGAGGGUAUGGAUACUGGGAUUAAUUAAGCUCUGACGCUGAAUUCAGAGGAAGAAGCGGAUUCAAACUUGAACACCACAUUAUACGAGAAUCCGGCUGAAGACGGGAACAUCAUUUGCUGAUGUUCCUCUGAAUGAGAUUGCGGGAUUCCAACGAAAUCGAACAAAGCAGUUUCACUGAAAUGGUUGAUUGAAGAGGUGCUGGUGGUCGGUGAUCAUGCGUAGAAUAAACUGAAUGAACCAAGUAACUUCAAGGAAGCAGUUACUGCUAAGCAGCGUGCCGAGUGGAUAGUACAAUGGAGACUGAAAUCGAAUCGCAUGCUGUGAACGGAACGAAGUACCUUUUUAAUGUCUAUGGAUGUUUAAACUGAAACGGAACGCAUCUGGGGCAUAAGGGGCGGAUGGUGGCUCAAGAAUUCAGUCAGUCCCUGUAACUCGCGAAGGUUGAUGAUGCAAGUCCGCUAAAUACAGAAAACUGGUUGGAGCACUAUGGUAUAUUGCUGUCUGUGCAAGGCCUAACAUUGCAGUCAGUGUUUCAAUGUUGGGAAGAAGUGUUAGUGAACCAUAGGAAACAGACUGGGUGGCGUUCGAUCCGUUUCUCUUUGAAUAUUAAAUGGGCAAAACGUUCGAAAUAGGGAAUGCGAAAUUAUAGCUCGAACGAAAUAACGAUUACGAACGAAAUGGAAAUCCGUCGGAUACAGAAUAACUGAGUGUGUCACUACAAAAUAUGCAACACAUACGGAUUCUAAGUGGACAAUGCACUGUUAACUCACUUUGGGUGAAAUCAGGAUGUCACGUUGUGCUUCCCGUCGCACUGAUGCGCACAAUUAGCGGUCACAUCAUUUUCGUUAUUGGACUUGACAUUCUAAAUCCAGCUUCAGUCACAGUACUCGUCUCAUUUCUGAAUACUCAACGGAACUUUUGUUGUAACGAAAGAAUAUCCUAGAUACUGUCGAUAUCGCUAAAUUUCUCCUCCUGACAAGUUUCAAGUACAACAUUUGUUUGAAACUACGAAAAGUUCAUACAUUUAUGAUUUUCAGUACCUUAAAAAGUCUUGUUCUCACUCAGUUUAACAACAUGUGGAAAUGACCAAACACAAACUCCACUUCCGGAACAAACUAUACACCUCCACCCCUAUAAUGUAUGUGCAUGCUGAUGUCUUCAUUCUGCGCCAGUUUUCUUUUAUAUCCUGUGAACAGGACAUCCCCAACGGAACACAAAUGAGCGAGGGAGGUCAAAAACCUCACCCAACGAGAUAGGACUUGUUUAUUUAUUUGUGAUCUAGAUUCGACACCUGUUGUAUAGAACUUACAAACUACGGAACGAAUAGUGCACACUUAUUAUCCUUUCUCAACCAUUGGAAUGUGAUUAUUUUAAGCGCUUCUGGGUGUGCGUGUGUGCGCGCGUAUGUAUGUGUGUGUAUAAAUGUGCUAAAACGACAGGAAAAUAAACUACUUUCCAAGCGUUGGAGAAGAGUGGAAUUCAUCGAGCCACCGUAAUGGGUGACGCAAGUCUUACUGAUAACCAGAAGUAUUAGGUAGUGCUGAAAUUUUCUCAUGAAAACCAAAUUCGGGAAUUUUGUUAGCAAAUCUACAUCACAGACACACUUUCCUUAGUUCUCGCAACCAUGUGCUACAUGUGCUGUAAAGUGCUACUUUCGCUCCUUUUUAUGAUAGAAAAAUGAGUUCAUUUUAAUUUUUAUCGGUACUCGGCUUGACUGCUUCAAUAGCGAAUAUCUUUUAAGGAUUUGCUCUCUAGUUUUAACGUUGAUUUGCGUAGCAAGUACGCAAAAGCGAAAUAAUUUUAAUUUCGAAAAAAUUUUUCUCUAAUGUUUGCGCUAAUUUUGCCUGCUCCUGUUUACGUAUUAACCUUCUACACGGAUUAUGUGCUAUGUGCUUUUACGUUGCAAGUCUAGUAUUUAUGUAGUAGUGUAUGUAUAUUUAGAAAACGAAAGAGAGAACGAUAAAGUAGGAGAAGUGUAUCCAAAACUAAUGAUUUACCCAUGAAGCUUCCUAGAGAACAACUCAAGCUACAAAUGAACAUGUACCAAAUUAUGUUUUGACAAAACAAAAUAGAAAGCAAAGCUCCAGUAAGAAACCGCGGACGAAAACUGAGAUAUAAACUCCAGCUUAGGUGAAGAUUAUAAGCAAAUCAAAUUGAGAAAAAAGGAUAUCUCUAAUAUGUUUUUUGUGAUUUUAUUUUUACUAUUUUAUUUACAGUAUAUAUACAAAGAGAAGGAGAAAAGAGCAGACGAAUAUGUAGGAUUUAUUAGUAGUUACUGAAAGGGGUAACAGAAACGUAUUUGAGAUGAAAAAAAAAGUUCGCAAGAAACGUAAGUAGAGUAAUCGUCUCGGGAGCAACGUCUCGAUCGAGAUGGACAGCCAGACAGAAACACACACAACACGUAAAAGAAAAAAAACAUAUAGAUAACCCAAAUUUUAUAAAAAUUAACGAUAAAAAUACUG
Molecule: messenger RNA, 13430 nt
Organism: Toxorhynchites rutilus septentrionalis
Lineage: Eukaryota; Metazoa; Arthropoda; Insecta; Diptera; Culicidae
Gene: ena
Product: protein enabled
Exons: 10
Coding region: 1503-3422 (639 amino acids)
Molecular function (GO): SH3 domain binding
Source: RefSeq, a predicted model, not a curated record